Molecule: messenger RNA, 488 nt
Organism: Aethina tumida (small hive beetle)
Lineage: Eukaryota; Metazoa; Arthropoda; Insecta; Coleoptera; Nitidulidae
Product: odorant receptor 30a-like
Exons: 4
Coding region: 93-449 (118 amino acids)
Biological process (GO): sensory perception of smell; detection of chemical stimulus involved in sensory perception of smell
Cellular component (GO): plasma membrane
Molecular function (GO): odorant binding; olfactory receptor activity
Source: RefSeq, a predicted model, not a curated record
UUUACUUCAUUUAAUUAUUGUAUUGCAGAUUUGUAAACACGGUGGAAUUAGCAUUUGCGGAUGGUGUUUUAGUACAAUUCGCAGCAACAGUUAUGGUAAUAUGUACCACUUUGUUCCAAAUGAUUGUGAUUUCAACUCACAUGGGUGCACAAUUUAUACUUCUUUGUUGCUACUUCAUGACUAUGAUGUGCCAAAUAGCUAUGUAUUGUUAUUUUGGACAUAAUAUAAUGACCAGUAGUUCUGAAAUAACAACUGCUUGUUAUAUGAGCAAUUGGUUAAAUUUUAGUGUCAAAGUUCGCAAAAUGUUGAUAUUGAUAAUGGAAAGAGCAAAAAGACCUUUGAUUAUAACAGCUGGAAGAUAUUUUAUUUUAAAUUUAGCAACAUUAAUGGCAAUAUUGAAAGCGUCCUAUUCUUGUUUAGCUCUGUUACAAAGGACGUACAAAAACUGAUAUGUGGUCUAAUUUAAGAAUUCCAUGCAUAGAUUUGAG